AUGACGGAGUCGGGCACCUCGAACCUACCCGCGGGAAGCUUCCCUACCUCGCUGACUGCCGCCUCAUCCACGGGCAACCCCGAGCUCGACCUCCCGAAGCUCCAGUCCCUGCCCCCAGAGCAGCAGGAGCUCUUCCUCCUAACCUUCGUCACCAACCUCAGCAAGCACGUCCACUCGCUCUCGCCUGACGACUGCACCGCCCAGCAGUUCUACCUCAAGAAGGAGAUCUUCCAGAUCCUCAACCUCCCCUCGCCCCAACCCUCCCGCGUCAUACGAAACAAUCUCGGUAGAUGUCUGGCCUACGUCUUUUCCAGGGGCGACAGGAAGCUUCUCUUCGAAACCAUCAAUGAGCUCGUGGCUAUUGUUGCCGGCGGCAAGCCCAAGUCCGAUGCCGACCUGCGCGCGAAACAUGCCGCCGUGUGCUGUCUCGGAGAUGUCUUCGCCGCAGCCGGCGACAGCGCCAUUGGUCUGCAUCAGCUGUCGUGUACCAGUCUCAUCAAGCUCUUGAAGUCGUCGCAGAACAAUGCGGGACUUCGCGCCGCCGUCCUCGGGGCGCUGGGCAAGAUUGCGGGGAUGGUGGGCAGCAGUCUCGAUGAGGGCAUUGCUCGCGAUAUGUGGAAGCAGGCGAGGAACCAUGCUGCUGGUGACAAGGCCUGGCUAGUCGUCGUGUCUUCGUGUCGCUGCCUAAAGAGCCUGGUCAAGAAUACGCCGUACUUCCUCAACUCGAACGACUAUGACAAGCUCGAGACGGCCAUCUUCAAGGCCAUCGAUUCGCCGUCGCCUCAAGUGAGACACGCUGCUGCUGAUUGCUUCGCCGAGGCUCUUGUCCAGAGCUUCUCCGAUUUACCUCCCGCUACGGAGGCGCCUAAGCUGAAGAGGUCCAAGUCCAAGGCUAUCAAGAGAACCCCGACGGGCCUCGUCGACGAAGAUGAUAUUCCGUCGAGACCGCAGAGUCCUGCUCCGUCUGGAAAGUCGCGCAUCUUGACGUAUUCCUUCACCGAAGUACUGGAGAUUCUCUCGAACCGCUACGUCCGAUCUUCCACUUCGAACCGUGCGCGUGCCGGAAUUGGUGUAUGCUACGGCAAGCUCUUGCGGAGGCUUGGCGAGAAGGCCGUGGAGUCGAAUUACCUCUCUCUCGUGGAGAACCUGGCCGUGGAGAUCUUGGGCCACAAUACCAUUGCCAACAACCGGUACCGCUUGCUGAUUUCGCGACGCAUAGUUGAGGUCGUCCUCCACGAUAUUGUCGGCCACAAGGUGCUGGGAGAAGCUGGUCAGAUUCAGGCUGCUACAGCCUUGAUUAACAACAUUCUCAAGAAUUACCCACAGGCCCUGCCAGAACGACCCGAGCCUGCCAAGAACACGCUUACCACGGCCCUCGGAGCCCUCGCUUCCCUCAUCAAAGCUCUCGGAUCGGCCGCCAACAACUUUGCAGACAUCUGUCGCGAUGGUCUCCUCCAAGUCUUGCAGCAUCCCAGCUACGCCGUCCAGGUCUACGCCUCGUCUUGCAUGAAAACUUUUGUCCUUGCUUGCCCCCAGCAGCUGCUCCAAUGCCUUACUAUCUGUAUGAAUAGUUUAAGCCGAGAAUUGACUCACCUCGGCACCGGGCGUAGUUCUCCCCGUCGAUGUAUCGGCUUUGCCCACGGAUUGGCGGCAACUCUUAGUGCGAGCCCCUCGCGGCCGCUCUACGGAUCGGUUGACGUCAAUAGCCGGGUGCUCACCAUGGCCACUAACCUACUCAAAUCGAGCGGGCAGUCUGAGCUUCGUGUUUCCAGUACGCAGAUCCAAGUUGCUUGGAUCCUCAUCGGUGGACUAAUGUCACUCGGGCCGAACUUUGUCAAGAUUCACCUCUCUCAGCUGCUUCUACUCUGGAAGAACGCCCUGCCGAAGCCGCUCGCAAAGGAUAACACGUCUACACGAAGUCUUCUCGAGGCGUCUUUCCUCGCUCACGUUCGCGAGUGCGCCCUCGGCUCCAUCCUCGCCUUUCUCCAGUUCAACCAGCGCCUUCUCACCGUAGACGUCUGCAAGCGGAUAGCUACGAUGCUCCAGAACACCACCGCGUUCCUCAGAACCCUCCCGUCGAAGAAGACUACGGACGACAUCUCGCAGCGCCUGAUCCCCGCGCUGCAGCUGCAGGACAUUUAUAUGAUGGUGCAGCGCCGAGUCCUCCAGUGCUACGUCAAGCUCGUGACUACGAGUCCCGCGGGCGGUAGCGAGGCGCUUCUGCAGUCGAACUUGCUUACGCUAGCUAUUUCUCUAUUUGCCGAUCCUGAAAAUUACGGGGCUAAUUCCUUGAGUUCGUCGAUUGCGUCGGCCGCGGGCACCUUUGAAACCAUUUGGGAUAUUGGUGAUAACUCUGGCUUCGGCGUGGCCGGGCUUGUGCGGGGAUUCGAUGUCAGGAGCCUCCCUGGGCAGCAUGAAAACGUGUCGGACAUUCCGUCGCUGGAUGAUGGUAGUCCCGAGGAGUCGAUCGACAAGAUCCUCCUUUCGCCCGUCUGCGGUACGCUCGAGCACGACGCAUCGCUUUUGUACAUUGGUGACCUCGACGGAGGCCCGGCUGCUCCUCCGGACCCGCCCAUGACGGAGGUUGUUAACUUGGCUAUCCAGCUCUUCGCCUUCGUCUUCCCUCUUACGCCUGCUAAAGUCCAGGAGAGCAUCCUCGAGCAGAUCAAGACUUUCUCGUCCGCCGGUCCACUCCAGCGCGACCCUGGGAGGAAAGCAGCCAUCAAUGUCAACGUAUCGGCUGCGAUCCUCUCCACGCUUCGAGUCGCCGCCAAGGAAACGAAUGCGCCCUCAGGAGACAUCACCAACGUGGCGGUGGAGAGGCUGAUACAGGACACCAUCCGUGAUAUCGUCAUUGACGCGGACCCUUACAUUCGAAGCAUGGGCUACGCAGCCAUGGCCCGUCUCUGCAACGCCUGUGGGAACGCUUUCACGAACCAUGAGAUCAAGUAUCUCGUCGACACCAUCGUCAUCAACCGCGAGCCGAGCGCCCGAGCCGGCUGCGCCAUGGCUCUUGGCGCGAUCCAGAGCAAGGUCGGCAGCAUGGCGUCGGGUUACCAGCUCAAGACGAUCCUCGGCAUCCUCAUGUCGCUCUGCAACGACCCCCACCCGACCGUGCACUACUGGGCGCUCGAGGCCCUGACGUUGGCGUCGGAUGCCGCGGGCCUCAGCUUCUCGCCGUAUGUGCCCAGCACGCUCGGCAUGCUCGCGCAGCUCUACUCGAACGACACCCACAACGCCGAGAUUGCGUCGGCGGUGUCGAUGAAUUUGGAGAUGGAAGUUUCUACGACUGCGGUUAUCGCAAGGUGCGUCGACUCGCUGAUCAAUGUUCUGGGACCGGAUCUGCAGGACUCGACUAAGUCGAGGGAGCUCAUUUUGGGCUUGGUCGGGCAGUUUCAGAACGAGGAAUCGCUGCUUUUACAGAACGCUAGUCUGGCGUGCUUGGAACACUUGUCUCUUUACGCGCCUGGAUACGUGGUGUUUGCAGACUAUGUGAGGACGUUGCAGAAGUACCUCAGCAGCGAGGAUGCCCUGCUCCGCGAUGCCGCGGUUGAUGGUCUUUACAACAUUAUGAAGCGAGAUCCGCGGGACGUCAUUGCAGCGGCGGAGAAGGGCUUCGUGGAGCAGCUCUGGCUCGUCCUCGACACGGAGCCAUCGCACGACGGUAUCCGAAACAUUAUCCGCAACUGGAUGCGCCAGACCUGCCUUACGGAGACGGAGCUCUGGCUGCAGAGAUUUCAGGCCGUCUUGAAGAUGACGCGCGCGAAGGUCAAGGAAGAGCAAUCCUCGAGGACGAAGAGCAAGGCCGCGAUGCCCGACCUCCGCGACGAGGAAGUAGCAGGCUUCGCCGCAGCAGCCGCGGGUGGCGCGGCCAGCGACGACAAGGGCGGAGCCGAGGGCGCCGACGUGGAGCCUCUGCGCUGGCAGGUGACGACAUUCGCCAUGAGCUGCAUGAACGACAUGUUCAUCAUCGUGUCCAAGGACGUGGCGACCAACGGCGAGUCGGCGGGCCAGACGGCGCUGCAGAACAAGCUCGCGGACGUGGUGCGCAUGGCCUUCUCCGCCUCGACGUCGGGCGUGCUCGAGCUGCGCAUCUGGGGCCUCAAGAUCAUCGGCGCUGUGCUCAAGAUGUUCGGCCGGACGCCCGACCCGGAUUUCGACGAGGCCAUGCUGCUGGAGCAGUACCAGGCGCAGAUUAGCUCGGCGCUGACGCCCGCCUUCGCGGCCGACUCGUCGCCCGAGCUCGCCGCCGAGGCUGUCAACGUGUGCGCGAGCUUCAUCUCCACGGGCAUCGUCACGGAUAUCGACCGCAUGGGCCGCAUCCUCAAGACGCUCGUCACGGGGCUCGAGAACUUCUCCCAAGAAUCCAACGAGAACGCCAGCAUUGGCGACCUAAAAGGCCUCAGCUCCAACGCCCAGGUCAUGGUCAAGAUGGCCGUGUUCGCGGCGUGGGCCGAGUUGCAGGUGGCCAGUUCGGAGCAGAAGUAUCUUGUGGACGUCCUGCGGCCGCACAUCGCGACGCUGACGCCGCUUUGGCUCGAGUCGCUGAGGGAGUUCUCGCGGUUGAGGUUUGAGCCGGAUAUUUCUAUGACGUUGGGACCGCCUUCGCUUUCGGGUAGUCUUGAUACGAUUUACGCGGCUCUCAAUAGGGAGACGUUACUUAAAUUCUACCAAGAUUCGUGGCUUAAGCUCGUUGAUGCCAUCGCCUCCCUUAUCGAGCAAGACAGCGAAUUUGUCUUUGACGCCCUCGACGGCAAAGCCUCCACACCCCCCGCCAACGGCACUACCGCCUCAUCUUCCGCCGUCGCGACUCGAGGACCCGACAUCAACUACCGCGACGAGCCCGUAGCCUUCUUCUUCGUCCUCUUCGGCAUCGCCUUCGAAGCCCUCGCCACGAAACCAAGCCACAGCGACUCCCUCGAGCUCCAAGAACAAACCCUCUCGAUCCUCAAAGCCCUGAAAAAGAUCCUCCAGCCCAGCGUGUCGGGCCACGCCAUCUACCGCGACGCUGUCUUCUCCGAGACCAUGGACCUCCUCGACCGGCUUGUUCUCACGGACGGCCUCGACGUGCAGGGCCACAUCGUCGAGAUCGCCCGCGCGCUGUGCGUCGCGCACCCUUCUGCGCGGAAGAAGGGUCAGGUCGAGGAGGAGGAGGCGGAUCUUUCGGAGGACAUUGAGCAGCUUUUUGAGCUGACGCGCAUUAUCGUCCUCGUCAUCGCGGGUUUGCUUCCUAAUCUUACCACCGAGGGAGGCAGUGGCGCCAGCCAGCAUCAACAACAACCGAGAUACCAGAUGACGGAGGAGGCUAUCCUCCUUAUCGGCACGGCGUUGGACGCUCUCGUCGACGCAGCAGAGGUCUUCCCCUCUAUUAUCAAGACGGACCUACACGCGUGCAUCAUCCACAUCUUCGCCACCAUCCUCGCCACGCCUACGAAAUCGUGCCAAGAACUCAUCGUGCCCCAGGCUCUACCGACGCUUAAACGUUUCGUGGCGAGCAUGACGAGCUCUCGCCAGCAGCUCAAACAAGCCUCAACCUCCUCGUCUGGUUCCUCCCAGACGGACGUGCAGCUGCAAGGGUGUCUGAGAAAGUUCUUGACCAUCUACCUCAAGGCGCAGAGGCGCGAGGAGCAGACUUCGCUGACGUGCGUCAGGAAUUGUCUACUUGCCAGCACGAUUCUGUUUACGGGGGGCGCGCAGGUGGGAGGGAAUUGUUUGCCUGCUACGGAUGGGGUUGUGGCGAGGUAUCUUGAGGAGCUGCUCGAUUGUCUUACCGACCGAAUGACCGCCAAAAUGGCAGCAAACUGCAUCCGCUCCCUCCUCCUCCAGCCCUCCCCCACGCCGGCCGACCACUCCAUCGCUCGGUACCUCUUCCCCCGCCUCGUCACCUUCGUGACCAACACAGAGCCCGAAGACCCCGAGCAGGCGCGAGCCCUCGUGGCACGCACGCUUGCCAAUUACGUAGGCAGCCUGCGCCAACAGCAGAAUCCCCAGAGCCAGAACCGUCUCACCGCGGGCGUGACGCUCGUGGUGUCGACGCUGCUGGCGAGGGCCUCGGGAGAAGGAGAGGACGCGUACGCCGAUACCAAGGCGACGCUGCUAGAGCUGGCGGCCGUGGACCAGGCGUGCUUCAGGGCGGUGGUGGGGGGCUUGAGCGAGGCGCAGAGGGGGUUCCUUGAGGGCGUGAUACGCGGGGCGCAGAGGGUGGAGGGUGGGGAGAGAGGGGGUGUUGGUGGUGGUGGAAGGGGAGGACAGCCUAGCAUUGCGUUGAAAAUGGACUUUGGGGCGUGA
Molecule: messenger RNA, 6288 nt
Organism: Scedosporium apiospermum
Lineage: Eukaryota; Fungi; Ascomycota; Sordariomycetes; Microascales; Microascaceae
Exons: 2
Coding region: 1-6288 (2095 amino acids)
Biological process (GO): intracellular protein localization; retrograde transport, endosome to Golgi; endocytosis
Cellular component (GO): Golgi apparatus; endocytic vesicle; membrane
Source: RefSeq, a predicted model, not a curated record